Messenger RNA from Gigantopelta aegis, 2792 nucleotides. Its product is annotated as neurogenic locus Notch protein-like. The transcript has 6 exons. Gene Ontology annotation, molecular function: calcium ion binding. The record is from RefSeq and is a predicted model, not a curated record. Bases 12 to 2765 code for a protein of 917 amino acids. NCBI's taxonomy places the organism in Eukaryota, Metazoa, Mollusca, Gastropoda, Neomphalida, Peltospiridae.
GCUACCAAAACAUGGAUGAUUUAAAAAGCUACCAGAACAUGGAUGAUUUAAAAAGCUACCAAAACAUGGAUGAUUUAAAAAGCUACCAGAACAUGGAUGAUUUAAAAAGCUACCAAAACAUGGAUGAUUUAAAAAGCUACCAGAACAUGGAUGAUUUAAAAAGCUACCAAAACAUGGAUGAUUUAAAAAGCUACCAGAACAUGGAUGAUUUAAAAAGCUACCAAAACAUGGAUGAUUUAAAAAGCUACCAGAACAUGGAUGAUUUAAAAAGCUACCAGAACAUGGAUGAUUUAAAAAGCUACCAGAACAUUGAAGGCUUGAGGAAAACGUUUGAUAUUUCAGAGGAAAAGUCUUUGCAAUAUGAAUACACUAAUAAAGAGAAAUUAGCUAAAUCGUCUGGUGAGGUAUUGGAUGUGCAGAAAGAUGGUGAAUGGAUAUGUCGCGGUGACCUGUGCAACCAGCAGCUGGGUCAAGACUCUCCCACGACUCCAUCAUCGAAACCCAUUGAUGCUUCACAAGUGAAGUGUCCUUUUGGCUAUCAGCGAGGUUUUAUCGACGGGAAGAUAAUCUGCCAACAACUUCGGAAGAGCGUCCUGAAAAAGCUUCUUCGUAAAAAGAAAUGUCCAAAGGGACAAAAAGCAGCCUUGACCUCUUAUGGCAUUGACUGUGUUGGCCCUGAUGGAAAGAAAGUGUGUCCUAAAGGUCAAAGGUUAAUUGAGAAGGUGGAUGGUCAGUAUUGUGAGUUGGUGACAACGGUGGCACCAGCUUGUGGUACAGGGUAUGAACCAGUGAAGACAUCAGAUGGUAUCAAAUGUAAAAAAUUGAUUACCACAACUCCAAUGAUGAUGACCUGUCUGGAUGGACAGAUUCUAAUUGAAACAAAAGAUGGACAAGCAUGUGUUGAUGUAACCAUAGCAACAACACCCACAACACCAGCACCUACUACAGUCUUACCCACAACUACAACCACUGUUGCAACAACCACUACCACAGCAGCACCGACUACAACAUCUACUACUACAGAACCCACUACAACAACCACCACCACUGCUGCAACAACCACAACCGAGGUCAUUUGCCCUGCUGGUCUACGUCGUAUACUAACUCCGGUAGGAUUUGUUUGUCGCUACGUCGGACGUCCACCUACUACCACCACAGCACUCCCCACCUGUCCCCCAGGUAAGACUCUGACAAAGACCCGUGAUGGACAUGUUUGUGUGUCUGAACCACCAACAAGAGAACCCGACACCAGAUGUCCAUCAGGACAGAUGCUGGUGAAAGAAUCCCGAGGACUGCGCUGUAAGAGAAUGCAUGGUGAUAUUCCCAAGGAGUAUCUCUGUCCUCCUGGAUUGAUACCCGUCAAGACAGACUCUGGAACUAAAUGCAGGUACCACAAGAAGACAACUAGUGUGAAGAACAUAGUUCAUAGAGGAUGUCCUUCAGGUCAGGUUCUGACUGUGUCUCAAGUGGGAUUCCUCUGUAAGAAGGUUGUAGAUGACUCUCACCCUGUUUGUCCUCGAGGACAGGUGGUUGUGCAGAUCCAUGGAGUCUUGCAGUGCAUUAGAGAGUCUCAGUCGAAGCUGAAAUGUGGGUCAGGACAAGUUCUGACUCGCACACAGAAUGGCUUCUUCUGUCGACACAAGAAGUUCAAUUUCAGAAGACACUGUUCAGAUGGUGAAGUCUUAGUUGUGGAGAAGUCCGUCAGAGAAUGUGUUAAGCUGGAUAAAGGUACAAAUCUCUGUGGACCACGUUACAAAGCUGUGAUGACUGGAGAUGGAUUAGUGUGUAAAUUGUUUCACUUAGAAUUUGGCUGCCCCGUCGGGUAUUAUUUAUCCCAAACAGGAGAUUCUCCCGAGUGUUUGCCACUGAAUCCACACCGAGAAAACUGUGAUCCUGAUCUAAGUGUGCCUUGUCCUACCAGUGAUCCCAUAAUGCCUUGUGAUAAAGGAUACACAUUAGUUAGUGUUGGGAGCACCCAUGUUUGUGAGUUAAAGGAAUAUGUGAGUGUCGUCUGCCAUGACAGUCCUAGUUCAUCUGCAGCCAGGUGCUUCAUCAAGUCUGUGAGACAGUGUAAGUCCACGGCGAUUCAAGAUGGCUGCCACCCUCAGUGUGCCAACGGUGGAACAUGUAUGGAUGGUGUUUGUAGUUGUCCUCCAGGGGUCACUGGCAAAGCUUGUCAAAGUGAUAUAAAUGAAUGUGAGUGGUUGGUGUCUACAUACUGUCAGUUUGAUUGUCGGAACACGUUUGGUAGUUUUGAGUGCACUUGUCCUCACAGAUCAACACUCAACUCAGAUGGGCGAACUUGUAAAGUAAUCCAGUGUAUCCCAGAAUGCAUGAAUGGUGGAGAAUGUCACGAUGGAACCUGCCUAUGUCCGCCAGGAUUCACAGGCUCAGUCUGUCAGGACGAUGUGGAUGAGUGCAGUGUGUCGAACAUGUGUGAACAUUACUGUCGGAACACGUACGGAAGUUUCGCGUGUCUCUGUCCUCCAGGGUCCAGAUUAGCUGCUGACCACCGUUCCUGUCAAAAUACGACAUGCCAGCCUUCGUGUAGAUAUGGUGGUCGAUGUCUCAACAGGAGAUGUAUUUGUCCAAGACAGUUCACCGGCAUCAUCUGUCAACUUGAUGUGAAUGAAUGUUACCAAGGCAACCAUGAAUGCAGCCAUUCGUGUCAAAAUGUGAUUGGCUCAUACCGAUGUUCCUGUCCAAGUAGGAUGGUUCUUGGAACAGACAAAAAGACUUGUCAUGCAUUCAGAAGAAACUUAUAAAAUAUUCCCUUUAACAAUAAAUUUAAU